AACAUUAAGUGAUAAUAAUUAUUUUAAAUCGUUAAAUAUUAAAUAAUUAGUUUAAAAUAUUACUAAUUAACAUUUAUUUUUAUUAUUUUAAUUAAAUAACGAGUGUUAGUGCGGCUACCAACAAGAACUUUAAGUGUGCUGCGAUUUAUCAUUGAAGGCGUUAACACCCACGCAACAACGGACAACCCCACAGGACCGGGGGGUGCUUCUCGUGUCUCGGGAGGAAGGUCAGGGCUCGUUCAAAAAAAAUAACAAAAAAAAUACCUUGACUUUAAGACAUUUUUAAAAUAAGAAAUAAUAUACAUAAAAUUUAAAAAAAAAAAAAAAAAAAAAAAUAGAGAUAUAAGAUAAUAAGAAAAAAAAAAUAAAAUAUUAAGAGAUCGGCAGUAGAGUGUAAGAGUGAGACUAAAAAGUUCGAUGCCUUCCAGGGACGAUAAUCGCUCCCUAUCCACUGAGCGACGCUGGAUCCCUCCUUCAACUGUUAGACGCGAUGCUUUCACCCCAGAAAACAGAAAUGAUUUCAUCUUCCGCAAGGUGCGGGGUAUCCUUAACAAGCUCACACCUGAAAAAUUCGGCAAGCUGAGCAGCGACCUGCUCAAAAUCGAACUUAAUUCUGAUGUUAUUCUCAAAGGUGUCAUUAUACUGAUCUUUGAUAAAGCCCUCGAUGAGCCGAAAUACAGUUCUAUGUAUGCACAGCUGUGCAAGCGUUUAUCCGACGAAGCGCCAAAUUUCGAGUCACCAAAACCAACAGUCGACGGUCAGAAAGCUCAAAGUACCUUCCGUAUUUUACUUCUCAACAAGUGCAGAGACGAGUUCGAGAAUCGGUCAAAAGCCAACGAGGCCUUCGAGAACCAAGAUGACCUCAUUCCCGAGGAGGAGGAGCGCCGGCAAAUGGCCAAGCGUAAAAUGCUCGGCAACAUCAAGUUUAUCGGCGAGCUCGGCAAGCUGGAGAUCGUCUCCGAGUCAAUCUUACAUCGUUGCAUCCAGCAGCUUCUCGUCGAGAAACGUCGCCGUGGACCCCGGGGGGACGCCGCCGAGGAUAUCGAGUGUCUGUGCCAGAUCAUGCGCACUUGCGGUCGAAUCCUCGACUCCGACAAAGGCCAGUGUCUCAUGGAGCAGUACUUCAAACGUAUGAUGUCACUCGCUGAAAACAGUGACCUCCCACUGCGCAUACGUUUUAUGUUACGCGACGUAAUCGAGUUACGUCGCGACGGUUGGGUCCCACGGAAAGCGACCUCAACUGAGGGCCCGAUGCCCAUCAACCAGAUACGCAGCAACGACGACGACCUUCUGACCUCCCAACAGGCCUCCCUACAGCGCAACCUUCAGUCCCAGUACAACAACCACCAUCACCAUCGCAACAACCGCGACGACUCAAGAAUCGGCAACGACUUUCUCAGAAAAAUCGCCCGUCCCGGAAUGGUCGACAUGGACAUCGUCGGGUCCAUACCCCUCACUCAGAGCUUCGGUAUCUCGAAUUCCUUUGCUGGGCCCAACGGGUUCUCGGGCGUCCCCCAACCUGGCGCUCCGGGUCAAGGUGGCGCCAACGUCGGGUACGGACGGCGCCCUCCCGGCAACUACUUUCCCAACCAACGACAGACUUAUCCAAACAAACAGCAACACGCAGCCGCUAAUUCCUUCAACAAUAACGCGAACAAAGAGCAGUCACUCAGAUUCAACAAGAACAAGAUGCUCAUUGGCCAUCCGGAAGAAGUAUCACUGCGUCCAAGCACGACAUCUAUGCUCUUUAAGCAGACGACCAUAAAACCUCUGCCGAUAACCAACGAUCUGUUUCCCGCACGCACAGAGGCGCCACUGUUGAGAGCCACUACGCUCAAGACUCCGCCAUUGAUGCACAAGGACGCGGCCCCGAUUGUAAUUAAGCAGGGUCCGUUGGACAAGAGAGAGAAGGCCAGGGACCGCAAGGACAAAGGCCCCACGAAAGAGGAAAUUGUCAAGAAGGUAAACGCGAUGAUGGACGAUCUUAAAAAUGUUGAUGAUAUCAACCUCGGCGACGCCAUGGCCCAGUUCAAGGACCUGAAGAUUCCCGAGCGAUUCAUUCGCAACGCGAUCGCGACCAUUUACGGGAACACGCUGGAGAGGGGGGACUCGGAGAGGGAGUUUGCGGUUAAGUUUGUUGCUGAGCUGAGGAAAGAGGGCGUUGUCCAGCCGGGGCACACCAUGGACGGGUGGAAGGAGCUGGUGGCGGGAAUCGCUGACAAGGAGAGCACGGUACCCUGUGUUGCGAGUCAUGUCGCUAGUAUCACGGGCAAGGCCAUUGUCAAUAAUCUUAUGAUGCUGCAUGACUUGGCUGUUGUCACGGAAAAUGGCGCCCACCAUCCGCUAUUUUUGCUGACCUUGCAGCAGCUACACAAGACACAGGGAAAGGCGGUGCUGACACAGAUAUUUAACGACAGCAAAGUUAACUUGAUGAGCCAGCUGCCGGAGGCGGAGAAGACCAAGGAAAGAUUGGGAACUAUUCUUGAGGACAGGGAGCUCACUUUCCUGUAUCCGUUGCUGAGGAUCCAGGGAGAUAUGAGCAGGCAAUUGGAGAGCGAUCCUAGUCCAAAUGCAUUUUAUAAAUGGAUUAAAGAUAAAUUACAUCCGGCACAUCAUGCUGAUCCUGGUUUUAUUAAUGCUUUGAUGACUGUUUUACUGCAAUAUAUUACACGAGAAACAACAUUAGCGCCUGGUAUCGAUACAACAGUCGUACCAGACAAAACACUACAAGAAAAAGAACGUGGAUUAUUACAAAAAUAUACACGUGUACUCGAGUCAUUUUUAGUAACAAUCGAUGCACAAGUAACAGCCGUACAUUCACUUCAAGUAUUUUGUCUUUCGCAUAACUUCCCGAAGGGCAUGUUGCUCAGAUGGUUCGUUGCGCUUUACGAACUGUCAAUUAUCGAUGAAGAGGCUUUCAUUAAGUGGAAGGAAGAUGUCACCGACGCUUAUCCUGGCAAAGGACGUGCAUUAUUCCAAGUAAAUAGCUGGUUAACUUGGCUGGAGCAAGCGACGUCUGAGGAAGAAGAAGAUGAAGGUGACAAUUAAGAAGCCUUACCACCAAUUGAAUAAAUAAAUUAAAUUAACAACAACAACAACAACAAUUAUCGAAGUAAUGAAUGCUGGUACAUUUCAAUUUUUUCAUACCAGAAAUAAUGAAUGUAAGAAAAAAAAAAGAAAAAAAAACAAACAAACAAGCAAUCGUCAGUUUUUCUUUUGGGUUGGAAUCGAGGCAGUGUUUUUUUUUUUUUUUUUAUGUGUCCGACAUAAGAGUAACGUUUGAAUCAAAUAAUAAAAACGAUAAAUAGAUUAAACACAAAAAAAAAAUAGAGGAAAGUGCAUGCCAAAAGUCCAGCAAUUUCUUUUUUUAGAUCAAUUAAUUAUCGUUUUCUUUAUCCCUUUUUUUUUUUUUUUUUUUUUUUUUCUUAAGUAGCGCAAUUGAAGAAAAAUUUGUUUGUAAUUUUAAUUUGUAAACAAUUAGUUGUCUUUAAUUAAUUAAUUAAUUAAUUAUUGAUUAUUAUGAUUAUAAUUAUUUUUUGUGUCUAGUAUUUUGUCUUUUUUUUGUACGUCAAUUUAUUUGUCGAUUAAUUGAAACAAUUAGUUAAUUUAUUAAUUGAUUGUUUUUAUUAAUUUUAGUAAAUGUUAAUUCUGUGUAUCUUUUACAAAAAAAAAAUUAUAUAUAUAAAAAAAAAAGUUAAAAAAAAUAGCAAAAUAUUCAAUAAAAGUAAAAAAAAAUUGAUAAACAAAAAAAAAUGAAGCGUAAAAAAAAUAAUUGAAUAAAAAAUCGAACAAUCGUAAGAUUAAAAAAAACAAAAAUAGUCAAAUAAUUCAAUUAAAAAAAAAAAUUUUAGUUCGAUAUAUCGAUUGUUAAAUUCGAUAAAUCGAUUUUAUGAAUAAAUCGAUUAUUAAACUUUCAGUGUAUCGGUUGUUAAAAAUUUGAUAUAUCGAACUUGGUAUUAUCGAUGUUCUUUAAAUCUAUUAUUUAAUAUCGAUAUAUCGAACUAUGUGAGUUUCGAUGUAUCGAUUUUUUUAUAAAUGUCGAUACGUCAAUUUUUUUUUAAUAUAUCGAUUAUUUAAUUUGAAUUCCGCGAUUUUUUAAUAGAUCGUUUAUUAGAUACUUCAUAUCUCGAAACGUAAAUAAUCGAUUCUUGAUUUUUCUUUAUCGACUGUUUAUAAGUCGAAAUAUCGAUGUGUUGAUCGAUUAGUAAAAAGUCGAUGUAUCGAACUUUAAAUUUCGAGAUAUCGAUAUCUUAAAUUUUAUCUUCGAUGUAUCGAACUUGAUCAUUUUAAUAAAUCGAUAUCUCAAAUUUUCAAACUUCGAUUUAUCGAACUUCAAAAUUUUGGUAUGUCGAUAUCUCGAAGUUUAAAACUUCGAUAUAUUGAUAUCUCGAAUUUUCAAGUAUCAAUAUAUCGAUCUUUAAAACUUUGUAAUAUCAAAACAUCUCUAACUUUAAAAUCUCGAUAUCUCGAAAUUAAAAACUUCGAUAUGUCAAUAUCUCGAAUUUCCAAAUCUCAAUAUAUCGACCUAUCAAACUUCAUUAUAUCGAAACAUCUCUAACUUCAAAAUAUCGAUAUCUCUAACUUCAAAAUUUCGAUAUAUCGAUAUCUCGAAUUUUGUAAUUUCAUUAUGUCGAUCUUCAUACCUUCAUAAUAUCGAAACAUCUCUAACUUCAAAAUUUCGAUAUCUCGAAACUAAAAAUUUCGAUAUAUCGAUUUAAACUCGAUUUUUUUUUUAAUUGUAAAUUUUUUUUUCUCUUCACUAAAAUAAUUAAAAUUAAUAAUUAACAAUUAAAUAAUAACAUUAAUAUUAAUAAUAAUAAAACUGGUGUAAUUUAUUAUAAAAAAAAAAGCAAACAAUUGUAAUUUUAACUUUUAAUUUAUCUUAAUUAGUAUAAUUAUUAAUUAUUAACAUUAAUCAACCAAUCAAUCAACUCUAAAAAAUCAAUAUUAAUUAUUAAUUAAUAAUAACAAUAACAACAAAAUCAUAUCCUUUUUCAUUCUUCCCUUUGAUUUUUAUUCAUCAGUCUCCCACUCAUUAAUCAACAAAAAAAAUUAAAAAAAAAAUUUAUUUGUCGGACCGUCAGCCCGGCGCUCAAUUGUAAAAAUAACAAAUGAUCAUUAACUAGUGCAAUAAUUAUUCAUUUAUUUCUCUAUGACUUUGAUAAUCAUUAAUUUAAAUUUUUUAAUCGACAGUUUAAUUAAUUAUGUAUAUAAUUUAUUUUUAUUUAAUUUAAUUUUUUUUUGUUAAACGCCGGGCUGGGGAGUUUGAAAAAAAAAAAAAAUAGUUUAAUUUAAUAAAAAAAAAAUCGUAUAGAAACUCAAAGACUUUGUAUCCAAACAAAAAAAAUAAACAUAAAUAAAAAAAAAAAAUUAUUCUUUUUUUUUUAAAUUGUAGGAAUUUAUGAAUGUUGUAGUUAAAAAAAAUAAAAAACAGUUUAGGUCUAGACCUAAACUAGGAGUAAUUAUUAUUUAAUAUUUUAAUUAUAAGCUCUGCGAUUUGUUUUAUUUAAAUUUACUUAUGAUUUAUUUGUUUGAGAAAAAUGAUGUAUGAAUGUCAAGGUAUUUUUUUUUUAAUUGAAUAAAAAUAAAUUUAAGUUACGAAA
Molecule: messenger RNA, 5603 nt
Organism: Microplitis mediator
Lineage: Eukaryota; Metazoa; Arthropoda; Insecta; Hymenoptera; Braconidae
Gene: NAT1
Product: eukaryotic translation initiation factor 4 gamma 2
Exons: 5
Coding region: 418-3048 (876 amino acids)
Cellular component (GO): eukaryotic translation initiation factor 4F complex
Molecular function (GO): translation initiation factor activity; protein binding; mRNA binding
Source: RefSeq, a predicted model, not a curated record